Messenger RNA from Symbiodinium natans, 510 nucleotides. Lineage: Eukaryota; Dinophyceae; Suessiales; Symbiodiniaceae. The record is from the annotation of a GenBank genome assembly.
AUGUCCGCGGCUCGUAUGCUCGCCGCCCGGCGCCUACUUCGUGUGCCUGGGCCAGCGCUGACCAGGGCCGUGCCAACAGGUGUCUUUAGCCUUCCGCGGGCUACUGCACCGGCAGUUUUGUCGCGCCACUUCUCGCAUCCCGACUUCGCGCCGCAGAGCAACAUCUCGGGGGCGGAGGACAACAAAGUCCAGGACAUGCUGAAGCAGCUCGUGUCCGAGAACAAGGUGGUGCUCUUCAUGAAGGGCAAUCCAGAUGUUCCCCAGUGCGGCUUCUCCCGUGCAGUUGCGCAAGCGCUGGCAGACGAAGGUUUCUCAGACUACGCCUACGUGGACGUGCUGAAGUAUCCGGAGGUGCGCGAGGGCGUCAAGAAGUUCUCAGACUGGCCCACGAUUCCUCAGCUGUAUGUUGACGCCGAGUUCAUCGGUGGCUGCGACAUUGUCAUGCAGAUGCACAAGGAAGGGGAGCUGGCGAAGAUUCUGCCUAAGCCGAGUGCUGCAGAGGGCUCCUGA